AUGACACAGCCCGCCUUUGAGCAACUGCACACAGUCCAAGACAUCCUCUACAAUGUGCAAAUGUCGCUUCGUCGCAUGCCGGGUGUGUCGUCGUCCGAGGCCGACAAGAUCAUCAACAAGCUCAAGGAUGUGGGCUGCAUGGUCAACAAGGAGAUUGUCCAGCUUGUCGACGCCCUGACCAACCUGGCCGUCGACGGGGAGGAGACUGCCAACUCGCUCGCCCGCUUCAGCAUCGACGCCAGCGUGGCCAAGGCCACGCUCGAGGAGCGGAGACAGACCAUCCGCCAUCUGGAAAAGGAGCUGUCGGACGAGAGGGACAGAAGUCUCAGGGCAGAGGCCGACAUGAACAAGAUGGUUGACGAUUUGCUACGCGUAUCUGGCGACUUCCCGGACCUCAGCAACAAGGCGGGCGGCGAAGUGGCUGACUCGGGCGACGAAAGCCAGACCGAUAUGGACAAGGCCAAGAAGAGCAAGGAAAAGCCGGAGAUGCUCGCCUGCGUAUCUACCUCGCACGAGGAGGACGACAACGACUUGGCCUUCAGGGAGCCCCUAGAGAGAAUAUCCCAGCAGCUCAAGAGCGCCAAUCUCGGCAGCGACGGUGGUGGAGUGCCCUCCCCCACCAAGGACCGCCAUCGCGGCAUCGACAGGACCCACGCCGCCACCCCGGCCCCUGGUUCCGCCGGUGCACGUGGACCAACUCAGUCGUGCUUCCCUCUUCUAACCGAGUUUCGUUCCCAGACGGUCCAACCAACCGGCUACUCGCCGCUCGGUGCCGGACCCCCUCGCGCCCCGUCAGCCCGCCCGGUCCAGACGAGCCGACAUCUUACCAGCUGGGGGAGCACCUCUUCCGGCGCCAGCAGCUCUCUCAUGUCCCCCACCAGCAGCGUCGGGGCAGCUGGUCGCGCCCCAACGCGUAGAGGGUACCAGCUCGGUCGGCAUACCACGUCUGUGUUUGCAGAGCAGCAGCAGCAGCAGGGUCUUAGCCUGGGACUGACUCGUCCGGGAACGGCCUUCCCCAUCAGCGGACGCGGUGACUUCUACCAGCCCUACCAUCUUCAGCAGUUAACGCGCGGUGGCGGUAGGUAUUCCAACUUUGACGCCGCCGCUGUCGGAAUCGGAGUCGGAAUCGGAGGAGCUGGAGAGAUGCACACCUCUGCCAAUGGUGGCGCCUUGGUCCCUACGCGCAACGGCGUCGCAUUCGGAGGCCAGCAUCGCAUGGGCCCCACGAUCCAGCUGACCGAGAGGUCCGUCAUGGCUUGGUCGGAGCAGAUCUCGCAGCUCUACGCGGCCAUACGAAACUUUGUCGACGCGCACGCCGCCCAGCCCAUGACCGAGGACCCCGAGAGGACCCUGGCCGAUACGGCCGUCUGGCCCAUCCUGAUGCGCACCUACCUGCCGCUGUCGGACGCCGAGUCGGCCUCGUACCUCGAGUUCCACCUGCGCGACCACAACUCCAAGAGGUGCCUGGUGACGCGCGUCGUCGUCGACUACGUCGUCAACCUCGUUUGGGUCCCCGGUGCGUGGAAGGGUGCCGACGUGGAUACUUCGCAUGCGCUUGUCGAGUUGGAGCGUGAUCUUGCCAGGGCUUCUGGUGAUCAAUAUUACGGCCAGACAUCAUCUUCCCGUCAACCCCUACUGGAUAGACAGUCGGCCAUAAUCGACUCCAUAAUGAAGGAGCACGCGCCCUCCUCCCCCUUCCACAAGGGCAAGAUGGAGGAGAUCUCGGGCAUGCUGCUCAACAGCCUGAGACCCCUGCUCAACCCUAGGACCAGCGCCCAGGACGCCUACGGCCACCUGGUUGCCGUGGCGGAGAAGGCCUGGGACCUGUCGUCCAAGAUCCUGUCGAGCCGGCUGACCUUUGACUUCCGUUUCCCCGAGAUCGGCACCCGCUUCAGCACCCAGAGCAUGGUGCCCGUCUGGCCGGUCGACGUGGACCCCGUGGAGCUGCAGACCAGGCAUUGGCGCGUGGCCAUGGUGACGACUCCCGUCAUUACCUGCCGGAAUGAUACGGGGUCAAAUAUUUCUGCUCACUCUGUCUGUCAUGCUGAUGUUAUUUGCAUGCAAUGA
Messenger RNA from Geosmithia morbida, 2067 nucleotides. RefSeq lists its product as uncharacterized. The record is from RefSeq and is a predicted model, not a curated record. Bases 1 to 2067 code for a protein of 688 amino acids. The transcript is spliced from 3 exons. Lineage: Eukaryota; Fungi; Ascomycota; Sordariomycetes; Hypocreales; Bionectriaceae.